GUACCGGGCCCCGCCCCCCCGCCACGUCCGUGCGGCGCCUGCGGCGGAGCCGGUGCGGGCGGCAGUUGGCGCCGCGGCCUCGUGCGCAGAACACCUGUUGCAGCCAUGAUGCCUGUUGCAACCAUGAUGCCUGAUGACACACCGAUGUUUGACCCAAAUAUUCUGCAUGAACUUGACUGGAGUGAGAACACGACAACGUUUUCUCCUGCUAUUUCUCCUUUAGAUCCAGGAGAUGGCCUAGUUUUGAGACCGCUUUGCACAGCUGAUUUAAAUCGAGGUUUUUUUAAGGUUCUGGGUCAGCUGACUGAAACUGGAGUUGCAAGCCCAGAGCAGUUUAUCAAAACCUUUGAGCACAUGAAGAGAUCUGGCGAUUACUACGUUACUGUCGUAGAAGACACAAAUCUUGGACAGAUUGUCGCUACAGCAACGCUGGUGAUAGAACAUAAGUUCACUCACUCCUGUGCAAAGAGAGGAAGGAUAGAAGAUGUUGUAGUAAGCGGGGAGUGCAGAGGAAAGCAGCUUGGGAAACUACUAACGUCCACCCUGACAUUGCUAAGUAAGAGACUGAACUGUUACAAAAUUACGCUUGAGUGUCUGCCAAAAAAUGUGGAUUUCUAUAAGAAGUUUGGCUAUUUGGUAUCUGAAGAAAACUACAUGUUUCAACGGUUCUUUAAUUAAGAACUUCUAGUCUUUUUUUUUUUUUUUUUUUGUAAAGACUGUUGGUGGAGGAGCUUGUGCUACAAACGUUCUCUUCAUGGAAAAUUUAUAUAGUUUAUUGCUGCAAAUAUAACGAUCCCUAUAAAUAAUGAACAUCAAAUGUGUAAAUCCUGCAAAAAAAAAAAUUACUGACAAUUUAGAAGGGUCCUUUGGGUUAGGAAAUAAGAGCUUAGAACUAAUUUUUACUACUGUUCAGUCUAAGUGAAGCUUUUUUGUUCUAGCGGAGUUACAAAGGACUCUUGUUAAAGGGAUGGUUUUUAACCAAAGGUAUAUAUUUUUAUCUCAAAUUUUUUCUUGCAUUGUAUUUUUCUAAAGGUUUGCGCUUCUUUUCUCAGUAGUUGAAGUACAGCUCGUGGGAUUGCGCUCCUACCUGUACUUGACCGAAGGAUGAUGUAGCUCGGGUAGGGAUGAUGCUUCUCGUGCAGAAUUAGUGAUACAGAAUGGGCAUUUGUUUUGUUCUUCCCGUGAAACCUCACUGUCGAUGGUAGCGUGCCGAAAGUUUUACAGGCGGUUUUCCAAAACUGAAUUUGUUACUGUUCAUGCGGGUAGGGGAGAAUCCUCGUGGGCUCUGCUAAAGCUGAUGUUCUGCAUCUAAAAACAGAUGCAUACUUCUUACUGCAGGCGUCCUGCACUUUAGCUGAUAACUUACUUGGUUUUCAGGAUAAUUAACUUGUUUUCUGACAAAAUAACCUGAUGGUUUGCGACGGGGCAAAGGUAACUGGGAAACUGGAACGUCUGACAGAGAGUGGGACUCUGGCCAGCACUCAGCAGGAAGGUGGUUCGGCUUCACCAACUCGCUGUACACAAACUCCCGUGGGCCGCGGUUUUGCUGGUAACAGCUUCUGCCUUCGGCAUAGCGAACCGACGGAGAAAUCCCAGAUCAGAAAUCCCUGAUCCUGAUUGCUGCUGCUUUGGAGCAUCCCUCUUGCUAUAAGAUUGGAUAAAUAAUUUUAGCACUUUUGCUGGUGACGGCAAGCAAAUAAUGUACAAAGUCCUGGUUUCAACAGUAGGGUUUUGUGUGAAGGGAGUGACAAAUCCUACGUCUGUGAAUAGGGCAUUAUAAAUUGGUGAAGGUUCGUACAGAACAGCCAGUCUUGUUUGUGAACAGUUAGGCCUUACAAAAUGUUCUUUUGUUGUGGUGUGGAGAGCUACUUUAAGCUGUGGUGGGGGUUCUAUUUAAUGUUCCUGAUGGUACUCCACUCAAUAUAGUGUUUCCUUGGUGAUGUCUGUUUUAUUUAUUGAUUUUUUUUUUUAAAAAAAAUCUUUGUUUAAGCUGAAUAAAUGAAGACUGCCAAAUGUAUCUGA
Molecule: messenger RNA, 2022 nt
Organism: Grus americana (Whooping crane)
Lineage: Eukaryota; Metazoa; Chordata; Aves; Gruiformes; Gruidae
Gene: GNPNAT1
Product: glucosamine-phosphate N-acetyltransferase 1
Exons: 6
Coding region: 106-678 (190 amino acids)
Biological process (GO): UDP-N-acetylglucosamine biosynthetic process
Cellular component (GO): endoplasmic reticulum-Golgi intermediate compartment; endoplasmic reticulum; Golgi apparatus
Molecular function (GO): glucosamine 6-phosphate N-acetyltransferase activity; monosaccharide binding
Source: RefSeq, a predicted model, not a curated record